AUUUAGAGUUGCUAAGUGUAUAUUCUAGUGUUUCAGGUGUGCAAGCUUGGAUGGAGAUGCUGAUCGACUUGUAUAUUUCCGUGUUCUUUCAGAAAGUAACAAGAUUGAUCUUGUGGAUGGAGACAAGAUAUUAUCUCUAUUUGCUCUAUUUAUCCAGGAGCAAUUAAGCAUUCUCAACAAGGAAAAUAUGGAAGCAAAAAAUGGUUAUCCAGUGAGGCUAGGCAUUGUUCAAACAGCAUAUGCCAAUGGAGCAUCGACAGAUUACCUCAAAAAGUUGGGCCUAGAAGUCAUGUUUACUCCCACAGGAGUGAAGUAUCUACAUGAGAAAGCUGCUGAGUAUGAUAUUGGAAUCUAUUUUGAGGCAAAUGGGCAUGGGACUAUCUUGUUCUCAGAACAUUUUGUAUCAUGGUUGGAGGGCAAAAAUAUUGAAUUUGAUAAAACAUCUAAAGGUUCAGAGCAGCAAAAAGCUGCUUUGAGACUGUUGGCAGUGAGCAAGUUGAUCAAUCAGGCAGUGGGAGAUGCUCUGAGUGGAUUGCUUUUGGUGGAAGCCAUCUUGCGACAUAAGGGAUGGUCAAUCCAGAGAUGGAAUGAACUAUAUCAGGAUCUCCCAAGUAGGCAACUUAAGGUCUGCCAUAGACUGCCAAUUAUGGAAAUUCUCUUAUGUUAUUCCAUCYUCUUUGUUUUGGUACUCUGGUUUUCAAAUUGACUUGAGACCUAUGAU
This is a messenger RNA of Nelumbo nucifera (sacred lotus), 721 nucleotides long. NCBI's taxonomy places the organism in Eukaryota, Viridiplantae, Streptophyta, Magnoliopsida, Proteales, Nelumbonaceae. The record is from RefSeq and is a predicted model, not a curated record.